Messenger RNA from Myripristis murdjan (pinecone soldierfish), 5725 nucleotides. It is a transcript of the gene top2b, whose product is annotated as DNA topoisomerase II beta. Bases 573 to 5408 code for a protein of 1611 amino acids. Gene Ontology annotation, cellular component: nucleus. Gene Ontology annotation, biological process: DNA topological change; resolution of meiotic recombination intermediates; sister chromatid segregation. NCBI's taxonomy places the organism in Eukaryota, Metazoa, Chordata, Actinopteri, Holocentriformes, Holocentridae. Gene Ontology annotation, molecular function: DNA binding; DNA topoisomerase type II (double strand cut, ATP-hydrolyzing) activity; ATP binding. The transcript has 36 exons. The record is from RefSeq and is a predicted model, not a curated record.
AGUACACCACAGGUUGACUUUGUCGCUAUUGGUCGAAAUGCCGGUACCUUGGAAAAGUAAGCACCCGAUUGGUUGGCUUUUCCAUGACGUUUCGCCGUUUAUCUUGCAGAUGGCGGAGCCGGACGGCGGUCGCAGCUAGCAACAAAACAUUUUCUUCUGAAUGAAAAGUAUUUAAGUGUAGUAGCGUUUCCUGAGCAUUUAAGUGGAACAAUAUUUGUUUUGUUUUUUUAAUACAUAUGAAAUUAUCAAGCUAUUUAAUCUUUGCGUUUUGUACAGUAUUUAUAUUCUAGCAAGUAGCCCGGUUAGCAUCUUUGUUGGAAGUUUAGGCCUGGUGUGCCGCCGCUUGUCGAUUUUAACAAUAGCCGUGAUACACUCGCCUCUACUGUGGUUGUUUUGAUACCUUCGGAGGAUUAUCUUAGACGCGAACUGGAUAUAAAUAUGGCAAAUAAACGAGUGUUAACGGCUUAGAGCAAUUGGAAUAUUUCUUAUGUCUAUGGACUUUUAAUUUCACUGGAUUACAAGGCAUUUUUGCGAGCUGCAUUACGAAAAUUUAGUAUCACAAAGGAAGGAAGAUGUCCAACGGCGCAGCGGGGAGCGGAGGUCUUACUUGGGUGACCCUCUUUGAAAAAAACAAUGCCACCAAAAAGGAGGAGGCAAAUGGCAGGGGUGACGCUGGCAGGAUGGAAGGAGCCAAGGAGAAGAAGGACGGCUCCAAGAAGAUGUCGGUGGAGCGGGUUUACCAGAAGAAGACCCAGCUAGAGCACAUUUUACUCCGUCCAGACACGUACAUUGGCUCUGUGGAGCCCGUCACUCAGCAAAUGUGGGUUUACGAUGAAGACAUUGGAAUGAAUCUGAGGGAAAUCACUUAUGUUCCAGGACUGUACAAAAUCUUUGAUGAAAUCCUCGUCAACGCAGCAGACAACAAACAAAGGGACAAGAAUAUGUCUGCCAUUAAGAUCACCAUUGAUCCUGAGUCCAACACCAUCUCUGUAUGGAACAAUGGCAAAGGAAUCCCUGUGGUGGAGCACAAGGAUGAGAAGAUGUAUGUCCCAGCUCUCAUCUUCGGCCAUCUUCUCACCUCCAGCAACUACGAUGAUGAUGAGAAAAAGGUCACGGGUGGAAGGAAUGGCUAUGGUGCUAAACUCUGCAAUAUCUUCAGUACCAAGUUCACAGUGGAAACGGCCUGUAAGGAGUACAGACACAGUUUCAAACAGACCUGGCAAAACAACAUGUCUAAGACCUCUGAGCCCAAGAUAAAGUUUUUUGAUGGGGACGAUUUCACCUGCGUGACGUUCCAGCCAGACCUGUCCAAGUUCAAGAUGGAGAAACUGGACAAGGAUAUUGUAGCAUUGCUCACUCGCAGAGCAUAUGAUGUAGCUGGCUCCUGCAAGGGUGUUAAAGUCAUGCUGAAUGGGAGGAAACUACCUGUGAAUGGGUUCCGCAGCUAUGUGGAUCUGUAUGUGAAAGACAAACUGGAUGAGACGGGUGUGGCCCUGAAGGUGGUGAACGAGUCCGUGAAUGAGCGGUGGGAGGUUUGCCUCACCAUGAGCGAGAAGGGCUUCCAGCAGAUCAGCUUUGUAAACAGCAUCGCCACCACCAAGGGUGGCAGACACAUUGACUAUGUGGUGGAUCAGAUAGUGGCCAAACUCAUUGAGGUGGUUAAGAAGAAGAACAAGGCAGGAGUCUCAGUAAAACCCUUUCAGGUGAAGAACCACAUUUGGGUGUUUGUGAACGCACUGAUUGAGAAUCCAACCUUUGACUCUCAGACCAAGGAGAACAUGACUCUACAGACCAAGAGCUUUGGGUCCAAGUGCCUUUUGUCAGAGAAGUUUAUCAGAGCAGCGACCAAUUGCGGGAUUGUUGAAAGUAUACUCAACUGGGUGAAGUUCAAGGCUCAGACUCAGCUGAAUAAAAAGUGUUCAUCUGUGAAGCACAGCAAGAUCAAAGGCAUCCCGAAGCUAGAUGACGCCAAUGACGCUGGUGGCAAACAUUCCUCUGAAUGCACUCUCAUCCUCACUGAGGGAGACUCGGCCAAGUCUCUGGCUGUCUCCGGGCUGGGGGUCAUAGGACGAGAUCGCUAUGGAGUGUUCCCACUAAGAGGCAAGAUCCUAAAUGUACGAGAGGCAACGCACAAGCAGAUCAUGGAGAACGCUGAGAUCAACAACAUCAUUAAAAUUGUUGGCCUCCAAUACAAGAAGAGCUACGAUGACCCAGAGUCCCUGAGAAGUCUGCGCUAUGGCAAGAUCAUGAUCAUGACAGAUCAGGAUCAAGAUGGCUCCCAUAUCAAAGGUUUGCUGAUCAACUUCUUCCACCACAACUGGCCGUCUCUGCUGAAACACACAUUCCUGGAGGAGUUUAUCACGCCCAUUGUCAAGGCAAGCAAGAACAAGCAGGAGCUGUCCUUCUACAGCAUUCCAGAGUUUGAUGAGUGGAAGAAACAAACGGAGAACUACAAAACCUGGCACAUAAAGUACUACAAAGGUUUGGGUACAAGUACAAGCAAAGAGGCAAAGGAGUAUUUUGCCGACAUGGAUAGGCACCGAAUCAUGUUCAAAUACAGUGGUGCAGAGGACGAUGCUGCCAUUACUCUGGCCUUCAGUAAGAAGAAGACAGAUGACAGGAAGGAGUGGCUGACUAACUUCAUGGAGGACAGACGCCAAAGGAGGAUGCAUGGCCUCCCAGAGCAAUACCUGUAUGGUACCCAAGCAAAGCACCUGUCCUACAAUGACUUCAUCAAUAAAGAGCUGAUCCUCUUCUCCAACUCUGACAAUGAGAGAUCCAUUCCAUCCUUGGUCGACGGCUUGAAGCCAGGCCAGAGGAAAGUGUUGUUCACUUGCUUGAAGAGGAACGACAAGAGAGAGGUGAAGGUGGCUCAGCUGGCUGGUUCAGUGGCAGAGAUGUCUGCCUACCAUCAUGGAGAGCAAGCCCUCAUGAUGACCAUUGUGAACUUGGCCCAGAACUUUGUUGGCAGUAACAACGUAAACAUCCUGCAGCCUCUGGGUCAGUUUGGUACACGCAUCAACGGAGGCAAGGAUGCUGCCAGCCCUCGUUAUAUCUUCACCAUGCUCAGCCCACUAGCCAAGUUGUUGUUUCCGGCAGUCGACUCCAACCUUCUGAAGUUCCUGUUCGAUGAUAACCAGAAAGUGGAGCCUGAGUGGUACAUACCCAUCAUUCCUAUGGUGCUGGUGAAUGGUGCUGAGGGCAUCGGGACAGGCUGGGCCUGUAAGAUCCCCAACUACAGUCCCCGAGAGAUUGUCAACAAUAUCAACCGAAUGCUCAACCACCAGGACCCCCUGCCAAUGCUUCCCAGCUACAAAAACUUCAAAGGGGUGAUCCACGAAUUGGGCCAAAACCAGUACCUGGUCAGCGGGGAGGUGUCAGUCAUAGACAAGAACACCAUUGAGAUCACUGAGUUACCGGUUCGCACAUGGACACAGGCCUAUAAGGAGUCGGUGCUGGAGCCCAUGCUGCAGGGUACAGACAAAACACCUGCUCUCAUCAACGACUAUAAGGAAUACCACACUGACUCCACUGUCAAGUUUGUGGUUCGCAUGUCUGAGGAAAAACUAGCCCAGGCGGAAGCAGCUGGACUCCACAAAGUCUUCAAGCUGCAGUCAAGCCUUACUUGCAACUCAAUGGUGUUGUUUGACCACAUGGGCUGUCUGAAGAGAUACGAUUCAGUCCAAGACAUUCUCAGGGAGUUCUUUGAACUCCGGUUGCACUACUACAAACUGAGGAAGGAUUGGCUGUUGGGCAGCCUUGGAGCCGAAGCAGCCAAACUAUCUAACCAGGCCCGCUUCGUACUGGAGAAGAUCGAGGGAAAGAUUUCAAUUGAGAACAAAUCCAAACGAGAACUGAUCCGGAUGCUGGUCCAGAAAGGCUACGAGUCAGACCCAGUGGCUGCCUGGGUCAGGGCUCAGGAAAAGGCUCAGGAUGAAGAUGAGCGUGAUGGCAACGACAGUGACAGCUCGAUUGACUCUGGUUCGUCAUCAGGACCCAACUUCAACUACAUCCUCAACAUGCCCCUGUGGUGCCUGACCAAGGAGAAGGUGGAGGAGCUGCUCAAACAGAGGGACCACAAGAGAGGAGAGCUAAAUGAUCUUCAGUGCAAAUGCUCUGAGGAUCUGUGGAAGGAGGACUUGGCGGUCUUCGUUGAGGAGCUGGACAAUGUGGAAGCCCAGGAGCGUGAAGACCAGAGUGCUGGCAGGGCCACCAAGCUGGUGAAGGGUAAGGUGGGCAAACCCAAGGUGAAGAAGUUGCACCUGGAGGAGACCUUGCCCUCACCAUUCGGCCGCAGGGUGGAGCCACCAACUCAGCCCAUGAAAGCUGACGCCGCCAAGAAACUGCCCAAAAAGAAGAAGGGUGACUCAGACCUGGCAGUGAAGAUGGAGUUUGAUGAUGAUGGUUUGGGCGUGGAAGGAGGAACAGGGGAAAACACAGCAGCCAAGCCCAAGACUCCACGAGUCAAGAAAGAGAAGAAAGAGCCUGGAGCUCCUCGGGGGAGAAAACCAGCCGCGCCCAAAGCUAGCUCAGCUAAGAAGGUGAAGAAGAGGAACCCCUGGUCUGAUGACGAGUCCAAAUCGGACGACGAGCUGGAGGACAGUGAACCCAUCAUCCCCAGAGAAACCAAGUCUCAGAGGGCAUCAGCUUCCAAGCCCAAAUACACGUUUGAUUUCUCGGAGGAGGAGGAAGAGGAGGAGGAUGAAGAGAACGGUGGUGACGACGAUGAUGUGGCUUCCUCUCCUGUGAGGUCUUACAAAGAUGACUUCUCCACAUCUGAAACCAAGAACCGCUACAACGACCACGACGACGAUGAUGACGACGAUGACGUAGAAGCCUAUCCUCCUCCCAAACAGACAACCACGUCCGCACCAGCAGCUAAAAAGAGCAUCUUCUCGUCCAAGUCAGCAUUCUCUGAAAAAAGCAAUGACAGUGACGGGUCCAAGUCUGACAGUGACGACGGCAAUGGCCCAGUCUUCUCCUCUUACUCCAGCAGCUCUGCAUUCGAAAAACCAUCGCCAGCAAAGAAAGCCAAGAAGCCCUCCGAUGCAGCUCCCAAACCUAAGAAACCACCAGCACCAAAAGCAAAGAAACCAGACAAGUCCAUCUGGGACUCGGACUCUGAUACUGAGUCCAAGAAGCCGUCACCAGCUCUUAAAGGUAAAGGCAGGGGGAGGAAGAGGAAGCCGUCUGGCUCUGAGGAAGACGACUACAGUCCAGUGAAGAAGCCAGGAAAAGCUGCAGGCAGAAAGUCAAAGAAAGCCACAUCUGAUGAUGAUGAUGUUGACGGGAACAGCCUGAGCAUGAUGGAUAACGUGUCCCGUGAUCGGCCGGGUCGGGCCAAGAAGGAGGUGAAGUACUUCGCCGAGUCAGACAAUGAGGAAGACGACGACGACAUGUUUGAUUAAAGCAACAUUAGUCACGUUCAAACACACUCCACUCGUAUGGAAAUUUCCUCCCGUGUUCCCACAGACUUUUGUACAUUUCCCUGUUUCAUUUUGUUUUCUUUGAUGGUGAUGUUCAAUGAUUUUUAAUGUGUAGGUGUUUUACACUUUUUAUUAUACAUAUACAGGUUUCUUUUUUUAUUCUCAUUCAAAUGUUAUGUAUUUGUCCGAAGCGGCUUUUAGAAGUUUAGAACGCUGUGCUUCAGCACAUUUUAAUUGUUAAAAUACUAUGUACCUUUUUGAACAUGAAGUUGAAAGUAAACAAUGAACUGUAAAAUGAU